AGGGCGGGCAGUUCCUGCGGAGACUCUGGCAGGGCAGGCCGAUGGGGAGCGCUGAGCUCGCGGGAUGGGGACCCCCAGGGGAGGGAGCGGCAGGCGGAGGUGGUCAGGCAGGGAGGGGGGCAGCCCGAGCCCUGGUAGUCCGCGCCGUUUGAAAGCAACAGUUGAGCGCCGCCGCUGCCUCGGCUCCCGCCCAGCACCGGCCCUGACGCGGCGUCGCGCCCUCCGGGAGCUGCGUGAGGCCAAUCGGUCGCGCCGGCUCUGCUCAGCCGCGACUGGCUUUCCGGGGCUGGCCGGGGCGCGCCCGAAGUGGGGAGAAGCGCGGUGAGGCGCCGGCCCCAGCAUGUCGCUGCCUCCGGAGAAAGCCUCGGAGCUGAAGCAGCUCAUCCACCAGCAGCUGAGCAAGAUGGAUGUCCAUGGCAGAAUAAGAGAAAUCCUUGCUGAGACAAUACGGGAAGAAUUGGCACCAGAUCAACAACAGUUAUCAACAGAAGAUUUGAUCAAAGCCCUUAGACGUCGGGGAAUCAUUGAUGAUGUGAUGAAAGAACUUAAUUUUGUUACUGAUAGUGUUGAUCAAGAGCUACCUUCCUCUCCAAAACAACCUGUUUGUUUUACUGAUAGACAUUCAACGUUGUUAAAAAAAACUAAUAUUGAUCCAACACGGAGGUAUCUUUACCUUCAGGUUUUGGGUGGAAAAGCUUUUUUGGAACAUCUACAAGAACCUGAGCCUUUACCGGGACAAGUUUGUUCAACUUUUACUUUAUGUUUACAUUUUCGAAACCAACGUUUUCGUUCUAAACCUGUUCCAUGUGCCUGUGAACCAGAUUUUCAUGAUGGCUUUUUACUUGAAGUACACAGAGAAAGCUUAGGUGAUGGAACUCGAAUGGCUGAUUCAACAACAAUGUUAUCAAUAAGUGAUCCAGUUCAUAUGGUGCUAAUUAAAACAGACAUAUUUGGUGAGACUACUUUGGUAGCAUCCUAUUUUCUCGAAUGGCGAUCAGUUUUGGGCUCAGAAAAUGGAAUGACCAGUCUUACUGUGGAACUUAUGGGUGUAGGCACAGAAUCAAAAGUUUCUGUGGGAAUUUUAAAUAUAAAACUUGAGAUGUACCCACCACUCAAUCAAACAUUAUCUCAAGAAGUAGUGAACACACAGCUUGCUUUGGAACGUCAGAAAACUGCAGAGAAAGAGCGAUUAUUUCUUGUAUAUGCAAAGCAGUGGUGGAGAGAAUAUUUGCAAAUUCGACCUUCACACAACUCACGGCUGGUUAAGAUUUUUGCACAGGAUGAAAAUGGGAUAAAUAGACCAGUCUGUUCCUAUAUUAAACCACUUCGAGCUGGGAGGCUUCUGGAUACUCCAAGGCAGGCAGCAAGAUUUGUUAAUGUCCUUGGUUAUGAAAGAGCCCCUGUUAUUGGAGGAGGAGGUAAACAGGAACAGUGGUGCACUCUGCUGGCCUUUCUCUGUAGAAACAAGGGUGACUGUGAAGAUCAUGCUAACCUUCUAUGCAGCCUUCUUCUUGGAUAUGGAUUAGAAGCCUUUGUCUGUGUUGGGACUAAGGCAAAAGGAGUACCUCACGCGUGGGUUAUGACCUGUGGAACUGAUGGGACUAUCACUUUUUGGGAGAGUUUAACAGGACACAGGUACAUCCACAAACCUGCCAAUCCUGAUGAAUCUCCAGUUGCUGAACAGCCCAAACCAUUGUACCCAUAUCGAACAAUUGGUUGUGUUUUCAAUCAUCAGAUGUUCCUGGGAAAUUGUCAGCCCUCUGACUCAGUAGAAAUCUGUGUAUUUGAUUUGAAUGAUGAAUCCAAAUGGAAGCCCAUGAGUGAAGAAGCAAUCAAAUCUGUGUGUGCUCCGGGAGCUACAACAUCCCUUCCUCCCUUUCCCCCUCUGUGUGCAUCCACAAUUGAUGCUUCAGUAACAAGUAAUGAAAUAGAAAUGCAGCUAAGGCUGCUAGUGUCAGAACACAGGAAGGAUCUUGGUCUCACUACUGUUUGGGAAGACCAGCUUUCCUAUCUCUUAUCACCAGCUUUGGCUUCUUAUGAAUUUGAACGUACAACGAGUAUAUCUGCAGGCAAUGAAGAAUUUCAAGAUGCCAUAAGGAGGGCUGUACCUGAUGGUCACACAUUUAAAGGGUUCCCAAUACAUUUUGUAUAUAGAAAUGCAAGGCGUGCAUUUGCCACAUGUCUUCGGUCUCCUUUCUGUGAAGAAAUAAUCUGUUGCCGUGGAGACCAGGUGCGACUGGCAGUUCGUGUCCGAGUGUUUACUUACCCUGAAUCUGCAUGUGCUGUUUGGAUCAUGUUUGCUUGUAAAUAUCGCUCGGUAUUAUAGGACUAACAUUUCUAUAAGAAUAUACCUGUUUUAUUGGAAUUUUACACAUUGUACAUUCUAGCUGUAUAGAGGUUAUUAUUUUAAAAAUCAUUCUGGCUUGGAUGUCAUAUUUCACUUUUGUAUAUACCUGACUGAUAAUGUUUAAGAAAAUCAUGUGUGUAUUUAAAAAUUAAGGAUAAAAAACUUGUAUAAAUCUGAGUGGAAUUUAGUAUAAAUUAAAUGUGUAUUUUAUUUUAAUAAAUGCUACUUUGUUUACAGGUAUUCAGUAGUUUAAAUAUAAAUAUAAAAUUUACUCAGUUUUCCUUACAUUAACAGGUAAUCAGAGAUAUUUAUUUAAGGGUUUGAGCCAUAGUAAAAUCAAUAUGAUCAUUAUUUUUCAUAGAUUAAUGGGGUUAUUUUAUAUAAAUUAGGAAAAAUUAACCUCACAACAGAUUUAUUAAAUAGGUGAAAAUACAUUUUGAUGAAUUAUCACUUUUGAGGUUUAUCCAUGGCCAUAGGUAUAUUUGUGACUUUCCAGGGAUUUAUGGGAAGACUUUGAUGCAAGAGUAGGAAAAACUAAUAGCAGAAAAGCAUAAAUAUUAAUAACAAAACAAACCUCACAUAAAAGUACAUAAAUAAUUUAUAAGUAUGUUAGAUCCAUUAUAGAAUGAGUAUUUUUAUUUUUAAAAUUUUUAAAUAUUUAUUUGAGAGAAUGAGCAAGAGCGCACAUAAGCAGGGGGAGCAGCAGAGGGAGAGGGAGAAGCAGGCAACCCACUGAGCAGGGAGCCUGAUGUGGGACUCGAUUCCAGGACCCUGGGAUCAUGACCCAGCCUGAGGGUAGACGCUUAACUGACUGAAGCACCCAGGUGCCCCAAAAAUGAGUAUUUUAGAAAAAAUUCAUCAUACCCUUCUGUAUGACACUUCGAUAAACUGAUUUCUGUAAUUAUUAUUGGCAAUUUGUUGCUGAUUUUCUGUAGUCAGAGGAUUCAUUACUAGCCUCUUCAUGGAUUCCAUCUUAUAAACCACAUUUGUUUGUCUUGAAACCACAUUUGUUUUUCUUCCUUUUUUUUUUCCAUUGUGAUAAAAACAUCAGUGUAUAUGUGACUACUCUAAAUUGGAGAAUCGUUAUGUUAGGACACUGAAAAAUGAGCAUAUGUGAGGGACUCCAUGCUGAUAUUUGCUUUAAAAUUGAGCAAGUUUUAAAAGUUAGUUUUAAAAGUGAACAACAGUGAACAUUAAAAAAGCUAUAGCAGUUUGACUUUUUAUAAGAAGCUAUAUGACAUAAUUGAUAGAUUUGACUGUCCAUUCAGCAUCUCUGUGCACAGGUUGCUUCAUCCAUUGGUCUUAAAGCAACUGUGGGGCACCUGGGUGGCUCAGUUGGUUAAGUGUCCCAGUCCUGAUCUCAGCUCAGGUCUUGAUCUCAGGGUUGUGAGUUCGAGCCCAUGUUGGGCUCCAUGCUGGGCGUGAUCGGCUAUGCAAGUUAAUCUUUUCAUCACUUCAUUGCAAAUGAUUUAAUGUUUUUAAAAUUAAAAACCAUAGAGAUACCCUAAAAUUUACCUUUUGCUUAUUUUUGUAUAUGAUAAAUAUUUAUGAUUUAACUCGUUUAAAACUGAAUAUAUCCCUCUUAUUUUUCAUUGAAAACAGUAAUCAGAUGUUUCCUUUGAGACUGACAUGACUUUAGAGAAUUAGCAAAAUAAGAAUUAGACUUUUUUUCUUUGUUACCAGAAUUACUCAUAAAGCUAUCAAUAGGGAAAAUUGCUUACAGUUUUCAACUUUUGGAACAAACCAUUUAUGGGGCACAUACUAAGAGGCAGACUAUUUUAAGAUCAAGGUUAUGUUAUCAUUGAGGCUGGGCUUCCUGCCUUAUUGUACCAGAGUAACACAUGUAUUCAUAAUGCAUCUUUGGUAUAAAUUCUAAAAUAAAUUUCCUUUAUAUGCACUUUAAUAGAGUCUGACAUGAAUAAUUUUCUGUAAAGGUGGUUUAUUUCAAAAGAUUCAGUACAUUUAUCAUUAGAAUUCUCUCAUUACCAAUAAUUUUUCUUAUUAAAAAUUAAAUUUACCUUGUCUAUUUAGCUGUCAUAAAAGUUGUUUUCCUAUUAAAAAUGUAAAAUUUUUUAUAUAAUGUCUUUAAUGUGUUCUUUUGUACACUAAUACAGUCCUCUAUACAUAUAUGUAUAUGUAUAAUGCAUAGGUAUAUUUAUUAGGAGAAUAUCAGAAACCUAGAAACUUUAUUAUUCAAGUAUGAGCCUAUUGAAUAAAACAUUAAAUUUAGUUCCAACUAAGUGAACACUCCAAAUGCCUUUAAAUUUUUUUCUACUAUUGAGGUGUGCAUUUUUUGAUAUGAUCUGCAAAAACACAUCUAUAACCUGGCAGUUCUGGAAAGUGCACAUAUUUGACACUCACUUUUCUACUCCUUAAAAAAACAAGAUUUGAACCAAAUGAAGAGUAGGCUUAAUAUUUGAAAAGACAAUUGCUGUUAAAGUAGUAUUCUGUGCCGUAUAACUGACCAUCAGAAGGCAUUAGUUAUAAAUCAUCAGUUGCUUAAACCCAUUCACACUUUUGAUUUCAUGCUGUACUAAACAAGAACAUAGUUUAUGUUAGACUACAGUUGGCAGUUUUUACAAUUUUUUUUUUUUUACUCUUAGAUAACAAUUUUGACCUUUAUACUUAAGGAGAUAAGUAUAGGAAUUAGAUGAUCUGAUUUUUAACAUGCUCUUAACUUUUAAACCAAUGAGAAAGUAGCAUUGCUUUCUAGCUGUUGGUAGUUCAGAAAUAAUUUGAGAUUAGCCAAAGCAUAUAUAAAAUAUUAAAAACAAAAUAGCCAAAAUAGAAACCAUCUAAUUUUGAAGAACUUAAAUUGUUUAUAGCAUAUUCUACAUUUAAAGCAUAAGUUGAGUUAUAAUCAUUAGUGCAUGUAAAUGUGGGUAUUAAAUGUUUAAUAUUUUCUUCUGAGAUGUGGUUGGCAUAGUCAUUGUAAUUACAUUUGACUUGUAUUUGGUUUGCGAAUUAACUACAUGACACCAGUGUUGAGACAGUCAUGGAUAUUAGAAGGGAAGUAGAGGAGGUUAUUAGCUGGUCAUUAGCUCACAUAUAGUCUCUAUUUUUUAAAGAUUUAUUUUAUUUUAUUUAAAGGUUUUAUUUAUUUGACAGAGAUAGAGAUAGAGAGAGAUAUUUGACAGAGAUAAAGCACA
Molecule: messenger RNA, 5496 nt
Organism: Zalophus californianus (California sea lion)
Lineage: Eukaryota; Metazoa; Chordata; Mammalia; Carnivora; Otariidae
Gene: CEP76
Product: centrosomal protein 76
Exons: 12
Coding region: 341-2326 (661 amino acids)
Source: RefSeq, a predicted model, not a curated record